Messenger RNA from Oryctolagus cuniculus (rabbit), 10076 nucleotides. It is a transcript of the gene LRP6, whose product is annotated as LDL receptor related protein 6. Gene Ontology annotation, biological process: nervous system development; canonical Wnt signaling pathway. NCBI's taxonomy places the organism in Eukaryota, Metazoa, Chordata, Mammalia, Lagomorpha, Leporidae. Gene Ontology annotation, molecular function: Wnt receptor activity; Wnt-protein binding. The record is from RefSeq and is a predicted model, not a curated record.
GGGGAGGAGGCGGCGGGAUGGGAGCAGACGCUGGCGUCGCGCGAGCCCGGGGCAGAGCGGCGCGGUAGAGAGGGCGGCGGCGGCGGCGGCGCGCGCGGAGCCUUGACGUGCCUCUUUCUUUCUUCUUCUGUCUCGGGGAAGCCGGGGAGCAUGAUCGCGCAGCUCUGCCGCUGCGGCGGCCGCCCCGGCUCCUCGCCUCCCCCUCCUCUGGUCGCCUCUCGCCGGUGAGAGGAGAGAACGCGAGCCGGGAAGAUGGGGGCCGUGCUGAGGAGCCUCCUGGCCUGCAGUUUCUGCGUGCUCCUGAGAGCGGCCCCUCUGUUGCUUUAUGCUAACAGGCGGGACUUGCGAUUGGUUGAUGCUACAAAUGGCAGAGAGAAUGCUACAAUUGUAGUUGGAGGCCUGGAGGAUGCAGCUGCGGUGGACUUUGUGUUUGGUCAUGGCUUGAUAUACUGGAGUGAUGUCAGCGAAGAAGCCAUUAAACGAACAGAGUUUAACAAAACUGAGAGUGUACAGAAUGUUGUUGUUUCUGGAUUAUUGUCCCCUGAUGGACUGGCAUGUGAUUGGCUUGGAGAAAAAUUAUACUGGACAGAUUCUGAAACCAAUCGGAUUGAAGUUUCUAAUUUAGAUGGAUCUUUACGAAAAGUUUUAUUUUGGCAAGAGUUGGAUCAACCCAGAGCAAUUGCCUUAGAUCCUUCAAGUGGGUUCAUGUACUGGACAGAUUGGGGAGAGGUGCCAAAGAUAGAACGUGCUGGAAUGGAUGGCUCAAGUCGCUUUGUUAUAAUAAACACUGAAAUUUACUGGCCAAAUGGAUUAACUUUGGAUUAUGAGGAACGAAAACUUUAUUGGGCAGAUGCAAAGCUUAAUUUCAUCCACAAAUCAAAUCUGGAUGGAACAAAUCGGCAGGCAGUAGUUAAAGGUUCUCUUCCACAUCCUUUUGCCUUGACGUUAUUUGAGGACACAUUGUACUGGACUGACUGGAAUACACACUCCAUUUUGGCUUGCAACAAGUAUACUGGCGAGGGUCUGCGUGAAAUCCAUUCUAACAUCUUCUCUCCCAUGGAUAUACAUGCCUUCAGCCAACAGAGGCAGCCAAAUGCUACUAAUCCAUGUGGAAUUGAUAAUGGUGGUUGUUCCCAUUUGUGUCUGAUGUCUCCAGUCAAGCCUUUCUAUCAGUGUGCUUGUCCAACUGGGGUCAAACUCCUGGAGAAUGGAAAAACCUGCAAAGAUGGUGCUACAGAAUUACUACUUUUAGCCCGAAGGACAGAUUUGAGACGCAUUUCUUUGGAUACACCAGAUUUCACAGACAUUGUUCUGCAGUUAGAAGAUAUCCGGCAUGCCAUUGCCAUAGAUUACGAUCCUGUGGAUGGCUACAUCUACUGGACCGAUGAUGAAGUGAGGGCCAUACGGCGCUCGUUCAUAGAUGGAUCUGGCAGUCAGUUCGUGGUCACUGCUCAAAUUGCCCAUCCUGAUGGUAUUGCUGUUGACUGGGUUGCACGAAAUCUUUACUGGACAGACACUGGCACUGAUCGAAUAGAAGUGACAAGGCUCAAUGGGACCAUGAGGAAGAUCUUGAUUUCGGAGGACUUGGAGGAGCCCCGGGCUAUUGUGUUAGAUCCCAUGGUUGGGUACAUGUAUUGGACUGACUGGGGAGAAAUACCGAAAAUUGAGCGAGCAGCUCUGGAUGGUUCCGAUCGAGUAGUAUUGGUUAACACUUCUCUUGGUUGGCCAAAUGGUUUAGCCUUGGAUUAUGAUGAGGGCAAAAUCUACUGGGGAGAUGCCAAAACAGACAAAAUUGAGGUUAUGAAUACCGAUGGCACUGGAAGACGAGUACUGGUGGAAGACAAGAUUCCUCACAUAUUUGGAUUCACUCUGUUGGGUGACUACGUUUACUGGACUGACUGGCAACGACGUAGCAUCGAAAGAGUACACAAGCGAAGUGCAGAGAGGGAAAUCAUCAUAGAUCAGCUGCCUGACCUCAUGGGCCUGAAGGCCACGAAUGUUCAUCGAAUCAUUGGAUCGAACCCUUGUGCUGAGGAAAAUGGGGGCUGUAGCCAUCUUUGCCUGUAUAGACCUCAGGGCCUUCGCUGUGCCUGCCCCAUUGGCUUUGAGCUCAUCAGUGACAUGAAGACCUGCAUUGUCCCAGAGGCUUUUCUUUUGUUUUCACGGAGAGCCGAUAUCAGACGGAUUUCUUUGGAAACAAAUAAUAAUAAUGUGGCCAUUCCACUCACUGGCGUCAAAGAAGCUUCUGCUUUGGAUUUUGAUGUGACAGACAAUCGAAUUUACUGGACUGAUAUAUCACUCAAGACCAUCAGCAGAGCCUUCAUGAAUGGCAGUGCACUGGAACAUGUGGUAGAAUUCGGCUUGGACUAUCCAGAAGGCAUGGCUGUGGACUGGCUAGGGAAGAACUUGUACUGGGCAGACACAGGAACAAAUCGAAUUGAGGUGUCAAAGUUGGAUGGGCAACAUCGACAGGUUUUGGUGUGGAAAGAUCUAGAUAGCCCCAGAGCUCUAGCAUUGGACCCUGCUGAAGGAUUUAUGUAUUGGACUGAAUGGGGUGGAAAACCCAAGAUAGACAGAGCUGCUAUGGAUGGAAGUGAACGUACUACAUUAGUUCCCAAUGUGGGGCGGGCAAAUGGCCUAACUAUUGAUUAUGCCAAAAGGAGGCUUUAUUGGACAGACCUGGAUACCAACUUAAUAGAAUCUUCAAAUAUGCUUGGACUCAACCGUGAAGUUAUAGCAGAUGACUUGCCUCAUCCUUUUGGCUUAACUCAAUACCAAGAUUACAUCUACUGGACGGACUGGAGCCGACGCAGCAUUGAGCGUGCCAACAAAACCAGCGGCCAAAACCGCACCAUCAUUCAGGGCCAUUUGGAUUAUGUGAUGGACAUCCUCGUUUUUCACUCCUCUCGGCAGGCGGGGUGGAAUGAAUGUGCUUCCAGCAAUGGGCACUGCUCCCACCUUUGCUUGGCUGUGCCAGUUGGAGGUUUUGUUUGUGGAUGCCCUGCCCACUACUCUCUUAAUGCUGACAACAGAACUUGUAGUGCUCCUACCACCUUCCUGCUCUUCAGUCAAAAGAGUGCCAUCAACCGCAUGGUGAUUGAUGAACAGCAGAGUCCUGACAUCAUCCUUCCUAUCCACAGCCUUCGGAACGUCCGGGCCAUUGACUAUGACCCCCUGGACAAGCAACUCUAUUGGAUUGACUCACGACAAAACAUGAUCCGAAAGGCACAAGAGGAUGGCAGCCAGGGCUUUACAGUGGUUGUGAGCUCAGUUCCGAAUCAGAACCUAGAAAUACAGCCCUAUGAUCUCAGCAUUGAUAUUUAUAGCCGCUACAUCUACUGGACUUGUGAGGCUACCAAUGUCAUUAAUGUAACCAGACUGGAUGGCAGGUCUAUUGGAGUGGUGCUGAAAGGCGAGCAAGACAGACCUCGAGCCAUUGUGGUGAAUCCAGAGAGAGGGUAUAUGUAUUUUACCAAUCUUCAGGAACGGUCUCCCAAAAUUGAACGGGCUGCUUUGGACGGAACAGAACGGGAGGUCCUUUUUUUCAGUGGCUUAAGUAAACCGAUUGCUUUAGCCCUUGAUAGCAGGUUGGGCAAGCUCUUUUGGGCAGACUCAGAUCUCCGGCGAAUUGAAAGCAGUGAUCUCUCAGGUGCCAAUCGGAUAGUAUUAGAAGACUCCAAUAUCUUGCAGCCUGUGGGAUUGACGGUGUUUGAAAACUGGCUCUAUUGGAUUGACAAGCAGCAACAAAUGAUUGAAAAAAUUGACAUGACAGGUCGAGAGGGCAGAACCAAAGUCCAGGCUCGAAUUGCCCAGCUCAGUGACAUUCAUGCAGUCAAGGAACUGAAUCUUCAGGAGUACCGACAGCACCCGUGUGCUCAGGAUAACGGUGGCUGUUCACAUAUCUGUCUUGUAAAAGGGGAUGGUACUACAAGAUGCUCUUGCCCCAUACACCUGGUUCUGCUUCAGGAUGAGCUAUCAUGUGGAGAGCCCCCAACAUGUUCUCCUCAGCAGUUCACUUGUUUCACCGGGGAAAUCGACUGUAUCCCUGUGGCUUGGCGUUGUGAUGGAUUCACCGAAUGUGAAGACCACAGUGACGAGCUCAACUGUCCUGUGUGCUCGGAGUCCCAGUUCCAGUGUGCCAGCGGGCAGUGCAUUGACGGUGCCCUCCGAUGCAAUGGAGAUGCCAACUGCCAGGAUAAGUCCGAUGAGAAGAACUGUGAAGUGCUUUGUUUAAUUGAUCAGUUCCGCUGUGCCAAUGGUCAGUGCAUUGGAAAACACAAGAAAUGUGACCAUAAUGUGGACUGCAGUGACAAAUCAGAUGAGCUGGAUUGUUAUCCCACUGAAGAGCCCGCACCACAGGCCACCAAUACAGUUGGUUCAGUUAUUGGAGUGAUUGUCACCAUUUUUGUGUCUGGAACUAUAUACUUCAUCUGCCAGAGGAUGCUAUGUCCACGAAUGAAGGGGGAUGGGGAAACCAUGACUAAUGACUAUGUAGUACAUGGACCAGCAUCGGUGCCACUUGGCUACGUGCCACACCCAAGUUCUUUGUCAGGAUCUCUUCCAGGAAUGUCUCGAGGUAAAUCGAUGAUCAGCUCCCUCAGCAUCAUGGGGGGAAGUAGUGGACCCCCCUAUGAUCGAGCUCAUGUCACAGGAGCGUCGUCAAGCAGUUCUUCCAGCACCAAAGGCACUUACUUUCCUGCAAUUUUGAACCCCCCUCCAUCCCCAGCCACAGAGCGAUCACAUUAUACCAUGGAAUUUGGUUAUUCUUCCAACAGUCCUUCUACUCAUAGGUCAUACAGCUACAGGCCAUAUAGUUACCGGCACUUUGCACCUCCCACCACACCCUGCAGCACAGAUGUCUGUGACAGUGACUAUGCUCCUAGCCGGAGAAUGACCUCAGUGGCAACAGCCAAGGGCUAUACCAGUGACUUAAACUAUGACUCAGAACCUGUGCCCCCACCUCCCACACCUCGAAGCCAAUACUUGUCGGCAGAGGAGAACUAUGAAAGCUGCCCUCCUUCCCCGUACACAGAGAGGAGCUACUCGCAUCACCUCUACCCGCCGCCGCCCUCGCCCUGCACGGACUCCUCCUGAGGAGGGGCCCUCCUCCUCUGACUGCCUCCACCGCAAACAUGUAAAUACAGUGUGGUUGAGAUCUGGGGGGGAGGGGGCUGUUAGAGAAGGCUGAGGCAGACCUUGUACAGUUAAAAUUAUAAAAUGGGCUAGGGGAUACUGGAGAUAUUUGUACAGAAGAAAAGGAUAUUUAUAUAUUUUCUUAAAACAGCAGAUUUGCUGCUUGUGCCAUAAAAGUUUGUAUAAAAAAUAAAUUUGUACUAAAAAUUUUAUUUUUGCAAACUAAAUACACAAAGCAUGCCUUAAACCCAGUGAAGUGACUGAGUACAAAGGAAACAGGAAUAAUAAAGGCAUCUCUGACCAGGAAUGUCUGGGCUUUAUUGAUACCAAAAAUGAAAAAAAAAGAUGACGACGACAAUUAAGUCCAUCUCAGAGCAGCAAACCAUAGAUACUUGGAAGAAGCCAAAUAGCCUUCAUGUUAACUAACAUUCGAGGGCCAACAAGUGAAGACAUCAUGAAGGGGGGCGGGGGGAUACUAACCUUGGACAAAGGGCUUUGUUUUCUCUCGGAAUCCAACUGAAUUUUUGUGAGGAAAUAGAUAUUUGCAAAAUCCCUUCUGGUGUUGCUGUUGUGAGGUGAGACCAGCUGUCUGGGCAGAUGCUGCAGGGCCACGUGUGUGCAGGUCUUCUGUCCCUGCCAUGGAGCCUGCUCCUCCCCCACAAAGUCGUGCUUUCACUCGGCUGCCUCCCCCAGCAACUUUGUAGGCCAUUUUUGCCAAAAUACCAUGAUGUAUUCCAGCAAUUAAAGAAAUGGAAUUGUCUAAAUCAAAGUUUGAUUUUAAUAUUUCUACUAGCUCCAUUCCCCACUAGGUUUAGCUCUUCAUUGACUGAUGUUUUUGCAUAAUGAUCAAAGAUUAGACAUAUUAUUUCUUUUCUUUACUUCAAGGUCAUUUUAACAUUCAUUAAAAUGUCUCCUUACAACAUAUAGACAGUGUUUAAGAAUUGCAAAUUUAACCAUUAUGUUUUUGUUGUAAAUUAAUCAUAUAUCCUUGCAGUACUUUCAUCAUAUAAUAUCACAAUAUGAAAUCACUUUUAUAUGUUUUUUUGAGUAAAACAUUUAAAUAUGUUCUGGUUAGAGACAAUCUAUUUAAAAAUAAAAUUUUUUGUCAUUAGGGUUUUCCCUAUAUUAACUGUUUGUGCCAUUUUCGUGCUCUUUAGGCCAAUUUUUUCUCAGAAUGAUGUCUACAUAUGUACCUCUUCUGAUGUGUGACAUGAGUUUAAUAUCUUCCUGUUAUCCACUGUGAAUGUAAGGUUGUUUUCAAAUUAUCCACAAAUUAUUCUUAUAAUCAUUAUGUUUUUAUGUGUGUUCCGUCUUAUUCCAUUAUGAACUAAGUAAUUUAACAAUCAUCUGGGGAGUAAAUAAGAAGGCCAACUAUUAACGUCUCAGCUGUCAGAACUUGGGAGCAGGGGAAUAUGGAAGUCUCACUCCGUCUGCCUGACCUGCUGUCAUGUACAGUACUGGGGCUGCCACAUCUUAAGCUUCCAGGGAUGACCCAUGCAGCAAUUCUAGCCUGCUCUGCCUCCUUGCCAGAAGUUAGUCUCUUGCUUUUAACACAUGUCUGGCACUUCUCUGCUAAAACUGAAUGUGUUUUCAAACUGAUGUACUUUGACCUAAACAGGUGCUGGUCAGUUAGUUAUGAAAUGACUUUGGUUUUUGUUUUUAAUACUGUCUUGUCAGGGCCUCUCUGACUUGCAAGAGAAAAUAACAAAAGAAAGGAUUCAGAAUUUUUGGCAGGGAUGAAGUAAUGUUUCAAGCCACUCAAAAAAUAUCUAAAUAAACUUCUUAAAGAAAAAAAUAUGGUUUCAGAAUAAUGCUCAGAUUGUUGUGGACAGCUUAUGAGAAUGAUCAGGUGCACUGAUUUUGCAUAUGACUAAAUGGUCAUCCAUCAGCAUUAACUCUUACUGUUAAUGGAACAAAGUGCUCCCAGUCUAAGAUUGGACACUAAACUUGCAUUCUGUGACACAUGGGAACACUUGAUGUUUAAAUGAAGAUGGAAAGGUUAGCAAUAACUGGGUAUCAAUUAGAAUUUGAGAAUUCUAUAUGUUUACAUUUUUUAACGUGCAUCUUUAUCUGGUGGGCUUCCCAUGUGGAAACUUGCACUAUAAUAAACUAAGAAGAAUAUUGCCUUGUUUUGUCUCAGUCCAAGUGCUUGUACUGCGAUGGCAAUGGCCUCUUCUUGCAAAAUACUAAUUUGUGUGCCAAUUUGUUUGAAAUUAUUUGAAGGCAGUUCAGCUUAAUCUUAGUAUCCUCUUUCUGGGGUAGUUGAGAUGGAUUUUUGGUAUUUCUAAGCAUACUCUUUAAUGAGAGAAUUGUCUAAUUCGGGAAAGUUUCAUUGACCCUCAGGUUACGAUGGACAGUUAAGCUUAAGUAAAUUUUAUUAAGCAAGAGCUUUAAUUGGGAAAACUGAGGAGGAGAAAAAAUAAGAAUACAAAUCAGAAAUUGAAAAAAAGUUUUAAUUUUAGUAUUUUGCUAGGUUCAUUAUCCAAAGGAGGAAAUGGGGGGGGGGGGGGGGGGGGGGAGUCAUUAGAUACUUUUUUUUAAGUUUUUUUUUUUUUUUCUUUAACUUGCCUCUUAAAGUAUGCCCUCUUAGUGAUGUGAUUAAAAUGAUCUGAGGAAUGAAGUUUAGCAUCACAUCCUACACUGGACUUGGUGGUUAUAUAGCCUAAGUUGGUUAAGUGCGAUAAUGGCACUUCUUCUUCCAUGAAAUUUUAUUAUGCCUUGGGUACUUGGUGCCAUUGCUCUAUACUAGCUUACCACAAGAUGUUGUCUGUUUUACCAGACUGCUUAUUUAAGAAAAUUACAUAGUUAAUUUUAAUAUGAAAAUAUUUUGUGCAGUAUCAACAAGAAGAUAACCUUUAAUAAAAUUUGAGAACCACUAUUCUAGAGAGGUGAUAGCUAUUUAUAAUGAAGAUUUUCAUUAAAGUAUAUUUUCAUCUAAUGUGGACCAAUUUGAGAAAAUGUCUUUGGGCAAUAAAUUUUUAAGAUGAUUAGAAUUGUAUUUGUUUCAUCAUGUAAAAAUACCCUAAAGUAAAAACAUUUCAUUUGAGGACAAUUUGAUCUUGAAGAUGUCAAAAAUAACCACCAUCUUUUCUUAGUUAGCAGUCAGUGUUUGGGGAACAUCUUUUUGUUGUGUGUAAAGGCCCAUUCAUGAAGAAUACUUUCCGUAGAGUUAGUAGCUGUAGCCGACCUAGCCUGUUAAUGAAUAAGUUUAUGUAGGCUGAUAACGAGGAGUUUCAAAGAAAAUUAUAAAGAGGCUUGCCUUGAGUAAGUUUGCUUCUUUGUAACAGAUGGGCUACUGCUGCCUUCCUGUCUAUUAUGCCUAGAUUACAUUCUUAGAAAUUACAGCAUUUUAAAUUGAUUUCUUGCAGGGAAAAACUUGCCACUUUACUGAUGUGCAUGCCAUAGGAGCUGCAUAUUGGUUACCUUUACACAUCCAACAAGAUUGAGAAAUGGAAGCAUUGGGCUUUUCACACUCAACAUGUAUGCCAUGCUUUUAGCGCAUGUACAGUGCCUCAGUCUCAAUGUGGCAUCUACAGUUUGUGUGCAGUGUAACAGGAGUGAUGCUCUCAGUGUACACAUGGACUGACUUACUGAAGGAAGUAUAAAUGCAAGUUCAUUUCCAUAUCCCAAGCGUGAAGUCAGCCAAGAGAAGUAAUAGAUGGUCUGAGAAAAUCAACCAGGAUACGUGUAGUUUCUGGCUUUAGGGAUGUCUUAUUCCUAAUAGUCUCAAAUUUAACUUUUGAAUUUCUCACAGUUUUAGAGUAGGGGGAUUUGAACUUUGUAUAAAUUAGACAUUUAUAAUUUUAAAAAAUUAAAUUACAAGCAUUGUGACUCUGGUCCUCAUGAUAUUUCUCUUCCCGCGAUUCCAUGUCUCAUUAGUUAGGCCUGCAUAGAGGGGGAGACAGAGUCUUAGAUCAAUCUUGAUGGCUUGGAAUUAAAUUAAUAACUCGACCCUCAUCCUCCUUCCUUCAGUUGAGGCAAGGGAUUCCUUGUACUUAGAAGUGGUGUGUGAUCUAAUGUAAACUCACCCUGAGAUCUCCCACCGGCAGGCCUGGCACUGUGCCCAACUGGGUCAAGUGGCUGCUCUGGAUGCCAGCAUCCCGAACAGGAGCCAGUUCAAGUCCUGACUGCCCCUGUCCAGCAUCCCGGCUAAUGGGCCUGGGAAGACGAUAAAUGAUGGGAGUGUGCUCCCUCCCUCCCCCUUUCCUUCUCUCCUUCUCCCUCUCCCUCUCUCUUCCUCCCUCUCUCUCUUUGUCUCUAUCUCUAACUCUCUGCUUUUCAAGUAAAUAAAUAAAUCUUUAAAAAAAUUCCCACCAUCACUUAAGGCUUGCCCAAAAGUUAACACCAAAGAAUUACAAACAUGCUUUUGCUUAACUGUCCAUUUUGUUUUUAAUCAUGUUAAAGCAGGAUGGGGGUUGGAGAGAUGUAUAUCUGUGUAGAUAUAGGUCUGUUUAUAACAAUGGAUAAAUAUGGCUAUUAGAACAAAAAGCAGAAAAAAAUGAGUAAAUCCAAUAUUACAUGAAGCUCAGUGUCUGGGUUAAGUUUUCACGUGUGAAGAGGAUACGCAGAAGCUUAAACUGGACUGGCCUUAUUUGCAAGUGAAGGAUCUGGUGCUGCUUUCAGAUGUUUAUCCUUUAUGUUUUAAAAAUUUUUUCUUAAGCUUUAAUCUUCGUCAUUGUCUUAAAGUCAACUGGUGUUUCUUGUCCAUCGACUUGGGUACGACUUGGGUACGAUGUGCUUUGCAAGGAUGUAUUUAUAUUAUAAUGACCAACAUUUGGUCAGCCCUCAUCCGCUUAUUCACUUCCCCCUUUUUGUAAAAUAAGUGCUUUAAUUAUAAACUGUAUAAAAACACCUUGUAUAAAUUCCCUUUUUGAUUAUUACAGUAAGCUGAAUUGUAACAAAUGAAAUGUUGAUUUUUAUAAUAAAACCAUGGAAAAAUAAAA